This is a messenger RNA of Mytilus trossulus (common blue mussel), 1289 nucleotides long. RefSeq lists its product as uncharacterized. The record is from RefSeq and is a predicted model, not a curated record. Bases 88 to 1194 code for a protein of 368 amino acids. NCBI's taxonomy places the organism in Eukaryota, Metazoa, Mollusca, Bivalvia, Mytilida, Mytilidae. The transcript is spliced from 7 exons.
CCUUACAUUGUGAGUUAUUCUCAUCUGAAAAUUUUAUUUACCAGGAAGAAGUUUUAAUAUCAAAUAUUUAGUUUCAAUUUACAUCAAAUGUAUUUACCUAAUUUGAUUGUAACUGGAGUUAUAUUAAUUUAUUGGCAAUCAUACAAUGAUAUUGUAUCUUGUCAAAGUGUUUAUGUAAUAACACCGGGAGCAAUGAAUUACCUGGAAGACAAACUGAAACUUGGAUGUAGUCCUUCCCAAGUGUCAAUGUGGGGUAGUGUAACUCAUAUCACACUCUCCAAAAAUACAUCAACUGGUUUCCAGGAUAUAGUAACGGUUUUUCUUAAUUUUAAAACUCUGCAGAAUCAAACAAUUUGGAAUCAGUCAGGAUGGCAGAAUCGUGCCAAUUUUAUUAGGGAAUAUGUGAACCCACUUACCACUUCUAGUGGGUUAGAGUUUGACAUCCCAGCCGACAGGGUUUUAUGCUCAGACGAAGGAAUAUAUCGAUGUACAGUUAUUGGUUCCUCAGCUCUUAACGAGCCAAUAGACAUAGAGAAAAUCGGAACUGUAAAAUUGAAAGUGAAACCCACAACGGUCUCUCAGAUACAGGUCAGUCCAAAACCAGAAAUAGAAGAACUGUAUAAGGCUAAUACAGUGAUUUUGUUGAUUUGUACGGGAACAGUAGGAAGAAAUCCUACCGGCGAAUUAAGGUGGUGUUACCGGAGAGAUGAUAUGUUUAACUUCGUUGGUUGGGAAAAUGCCGACGACUAUGACCAAGGGCCGUUGAUUUCGUAUGGUGGCUGUCAGUAUAGCCGGACGUCGAAAUUGAGAUACAAUGUAUCUGCCGAUUAUAAAUAUACGGAAUUCAGAUGCGAAACAGGUGGUACAACAAUGGAAUGCGAAUAUCCCAGUGCAAUUGCAUCUAAUAUAACAAUACAAAGAUAUACAGAUCCAAAACAGUCAACUUCUUUAACUAAUAUAGACACGGCAGUCUGUUCAUCCAAAUUAAAUACAAUCUUUAUAGUUUGCAUAGCAAUUCUAAUAGCAGGAAUGUUAAUAGGAUUCGCGAUAACAGUAUUGUUAUACAGAAAAGGUGUCAUUGUUAUAAAGUGGAAAAAAGAAAGAAUUUAUGGAGAUACAAACGCGACGACAACUACUGAACACGUUUAUGAUUCGACAACAGAAUAUCAUAUGUACAAUACGACAGAAGGCUGAUGAUGAUUAAGAUUAAGAUAAUAUUGGUUUUUAAUGUAAAUAUAUAAUAGUACAUUAAAAAAAAUGAAAAAAAUAUUAAAUCAUAAUAAUAAUUG